Messenger RNA from Brachypodium distachyon (stiff brome), 1191 nucleotides. Its product is annotated as FBD-associated F-box protein At4g13985-like. Gene Ontology annotation, molecular function: protein binding. Lineage: Eukaryota; Viridiplantae; Streptophyta; Magnoliopsida; Poales; Poaceae. The coding region runs from base 1 to 1191 and encodes 396 amino acids. The transcript is spliced from 2 exons. The record is from RefSeq and is a predicted model, not a curated record.
AUGAAGAAGCGUAAUGCGGACGGAACUCUGAAGCUAAAGCCUGUGGAGUCAUCGCGGGAAGUGGACCGGCUGAGCGACCUUCCCGACGAUCUGAUCGGCCGCGUCCUGGGCUUCCUCCCCACCCCGCAAGCCGUGCUCACUUCCCGCCUGUCCCGGCGCUGGCGCCGCGUGUGGCCCGCGCACGUCCGCGCCCUCAACCUGUCAGUCUACGACGGCGUCGGGCGCAGGCUCAGCGGCCUCUCCAGCGGGGCCCUGGCGCGGUUCGCCACGCCCGGCAUCCCCUCCAUCUCCCUCCACAUCGCCAGCCACGUCGACAUCGCCACCGGGGACACGUGGUACACGGAGGCCAUGGAGCGGGAGGCCCUGUCGCUGCUGCUGAACGACCACGGCGUCGAGCUCCAGCUCCCCCCAUUGGGGGUCGUGCGCUUCGGCAGGCUGGCGGAGCUGGCCCUCUCCACGGUGCGGCUGCCUUCCGGCACGCCGCCCUUGCACGAGUUCCUCUCGGCGUGCUGCCCGCGGCUGCGGAGGCUGCGGCUGUGCGCCGUCAGAGGGGACGCCGUGCGCGCGCUGGACCUCCGCUCCGACGCGCUCGAGUCCCUGGACGUCAACAACGUCGACCAGCUGGUGACGCUCCACGUAGCGGCCCCCAAUCUCCGGUCCUUGAGCGUACGCUCCUGCUUCCGGUUUCCAGUCCAAAGUGACGUCGAAACCGAGGUGGUUGUCUCGGCGCCGAGGAUGGAGGCCGUCUGCUGGUACCGCAGCUACCCGAAGCGGCUAGACUUCCUCACCGCGGACCCGACGGCGCACCAAGUCCGCCGGCUCUCCGGCCUCAAGCUCCCGACGCGGGGGCCAAGCGGCCGGUUCGACUUCCCUUACACAAUACAGCUCCUGCGGGCCUUUUCCGUUACCGCCGAGCAACUGGAGCUGGACCUGAUACUGCCGGACGAUAUGACUCUCCUCAACUGGGCGGGACAGGCGGCCGGCGGAGAGGACUUGCUGAGCUAUGUCCCGCGGCUGCCUCGUGUCAGCGCGCUCUCGCUCAACGGCCUGCGGUGGGGGUUGGGUUGCAGCGUCAGGCCCAGCCUGGCCGAGCUCCUCUCUCGUGUCCCAAACGUGACCAGGCUUUACGUCGAGUCAAACCCCUACUGCCGGACAGUUUUCGUAAGUACUCCAAGAAACUGUGUUUUCUGA